Molecule: messenger RNA, 1466 nt
Organism: Sinocyclocheilus anshuiensis
Lineage: Eukaryota; Metazoa; Chordata; Actinopteri; Cypriniformes; Cyprinidae
Product: heterogeneous nuclear ribonucleoprotein A0-like
Exons: 1
Coding region: 69-797 (242 amino acids)
Biological process (GO): mRNA splicing, via spliceosome
Cellular component (GO): catalytic step 2 spliceosome
Molecular function (GO): mRNA 3'-UTR binding
Source: RefSeq, a predicted model, not a curated record
CGACAGUCAUUUUAAAAAAAAGCCCUUUCUUUCACAGUAGAGUCGUUACGGCGGUCUAGUGGAACGAUAUGUCAGCAAUGGAGCAGCUUUGCAAACUUUUCGUUGGUGGCCUGAACGUCCAAACAACUAACGAUGGGCUCCGCGCUCAUUUUGAACACUACGGUUCACUAACGGACUGCGUGGUGGUCCAAAACGAUCAACUUCAGCGGUCUCGUUGUUUCGGCUUCGUAACGUACUCCACCGCAGAGGAGGCUGAUGCAGCAAUGGCCGCCAGGCCACAUGUGGUAGACGGUAAAACCGUGGAGCUGAAGAGAGCCGUGGCUCGCGAAGACGCCGGGAAGCCCGAAGCUCUCGCCAAAGUCAAGAAGAUAUUCGUCGGGGGCUUAAAAGAGGACAUCGAGGAGAACACCCUCACCGAGUAUUUCUCGCAGUUCGGCAUGAUCGAGAAAUCCGAAGUCAUCACCGACAAAGACACCGGCAAGAAGCGUGGGUUCGGCUUUGUCCACUUCGAAGAUAACGACUCGGCCGACAAAGCCGUCGUGCUCAAGUUCCACAUGAUCAACGGACACAAAGUGGAGGUCAAGAAAGCGCUCACGAAACAAGAGAUCCAGGCCUCCGGCGGAGCUCGGGGCGGCAGGGGGAGAGGAGGAGUUAGAGGUAUGGGGAGGAAUCAAAAUGGCUUCGGCGGCGGGAGAGGAAGCUACGGCGGCUACGGGGGUGGCUAUGGCGGAGAGGCUACUAAAGCGAGUUGGAAAAAGACUCGGAAAGCUGCCCCCCUCCUCCUCCUCCCCUCCUAAGUUCUCUCGGUUUCCACAUUGGGCUCAUUCACCCGGCCAUGCAAGAGAUGGCGGACACUGUGAAAGCAUACCUUUAAAGACCUCAAUUCUUCACAGGUAGGAAGAAGAUCUCUUCCCAGAAACCUGACUUGCUCGACCAGCUUUAGUUGUAGGACACGUUCUAGUAUAUUAUAUAUCAUUUUAUUUUCCACGUUUUAGGGCAUGCAGCAAAGUUGGCCCUGGCUGUUUUCUUUUUUAUGAUGCGAUUUGUUCGUAACUCAUUCGUUUUAAAAUUCAGUUUUGUUCAACACUGGCGAUUUGUUGUCAAAAUGCAUUCUCAGUAACUUAGACCUGUUUUCUAUAUAAACUGUUGCCUAUUGUCAUGGGGGAGAGGGGGAUUAACGCAUGCAGUUUUGAGCUUGUGUUCGUCUGUAUAAAACCCACCACGAGUUUUUCCAAACUAGUUUAUCAUGAUGGGAUAGAUUAGGCUACGUUAUUUCUUUUAUUUUGUAAACCAGCGCAGAAACCCAUUAAUGGAGUUCAGUUCAACGCUGUAUGAGCAUCAUUUACUUCCAACAUUCUCUUGUGUAUUGUAUAUUAUGUCUUCAGAUAAAUCCAGUAUUGUUAAACAUUGAUAUGCAAUUGUAUGUUACUUUUAAAUAAAAGUUUCACAGCUUAAUUAUCCUUUCA